This is a messenger RNA of Branchiostoma floridae (Florida lancelet), 2687 nucleotides long. RefSeq names its product interleukin-17C-like. Gene Ontology annotation, cellular component: extracellular region. The transcript has 4 exons. The record is from RefSeq and is a predicted model, not a curated record. Bases 731 to 1330 code for a protein of 199 amino acids. Gene Ontology annotation, molecular function: cytokine activity. NCBI's taxonomy places the organism in Eukaryota, Metazoa, Chordata, Leptocardii, Amphioxiformes, Branchiostomatidae.
AGGUGAUCAAUAUGUUCUCGGUCUCACUCAGACAUAAGACAUAAGUUGCACAACUCAAAUUUUAAAGGCAUAGUCAUUAAGUAUAAAGCCUUCUAUGAAUGUUACCAAAAUUCAAAUCAUCACGAUAAUUACUUUGGAGCUGGUACCAAGUAAGAUCAAGUAACGUGUUUGCGUGUGUGCCGAUGCGAUGCAGUAUUCAUUAUGACUUAUACCAAGGGUAGCUCGAUAUAAUGUCCUUGCGUAUACCUACUCUCCAAGCGUGUUAGGUCGGACACAGCAAAAAAAAAAAAAAGCCCGAUAAAAACGACUAAAAAAACGUUAAAAAACAGCCGGAGCCUAACCUCUGCUUGGAGAGUAGCGUAUACCCACAAUAUAUUCCCCUGUCUUCCAAAUGAUAUGCACGUGUACUAAUACAAUUAUACCGGAAGAGAAGUUGACGUCACUACAGAAUAAAUAGGUUCCCUCACAGCGGACCAGGUGACCCGGAUGUAGCGGAGUUAUGGAAAAUUUCUUCCUGACAGUUCACGUGAUUGGUGUGUUAUAGUUCCGGGACCGCCCCGAUCAACAUCACAUAAAACAACAUGACACGAGGAGCUAAAAAUAACCGUCUUUAAAGCAUACCCUAUAUAAAGUACAGUCCCCAUGGCCCAACAUUCAAAGGGUCUCCCUGCACUGAACCACAACACCGAGAACCUCCCAUACGGUCUGUCCGGGCAAACCUUCCAUAGUAAUGAAGAUAUACGCUGUGAUCACAGUCGCCGUGCUGCUUCUGGCUCUGGUCAGCGCCAUCGAUGGACAGAAGAGAAGAUCAAAGGACAGACGACGGGAGGGUGGGGACAAGGAGAGAAGGAGGCAGAGCAAAAAUAAAGGAAACGAGUUGGAGACAGAUCAAUGUGAAGAUAUCUCUGACAAACAGAAACAGAGGAAGUUGCGGGGAGCCCGUAAAGCGUACGAGCGGACCGCGCCCAUCGUGCUGGCGGAGCAGCUGAAGAAGGACGCGGGGAGGAGGCGGAGGAACGCGGAGAUGGCGUGUCCGGAGUCCGAGGCGCCGCAUGACGGGGACAUCAGUCAGCGGGCCAUCAGUCCAUGGGCGUGGGAGCUGGAUGUAGACGUCAACCGGUAUCCUACAGAAAUCGCCAAAGCCAAGUGUCUGUGCACCGCCGGCUGCCUGGUGAACGGCAAACUGGACUUCAACUACGCGUCCGAGCCCAUCGUCACACAGAUGAAGGUUCUGCGCAGGACCAAGUGUGACAGGAAGGGCAAGUGGCGCUACGAAGUCCAGUGGGAGGACGUCCCUGUCGGCUGCACAUGCGCCAGCCCCAAGAGCUAAUGCCCGACAAACCACACGGCGGAUGGUUCCUAGAUCCUGUCCUGUCUUUGAAUUCUAGCUAAGCUGCUAAUUUUUUAUAUAUUUAUUAUGAUAUCAUCCCAGUGUCACCAGAGAAAUUCUUUGAAGGCUGUUUUAGAAGGAAAUAGUACAAUAUGGCAAAAGAAACAAAUUAUUCGAAAAGUAGUAUUAGGAACGCCUCUGUGGCGUCGCCAAAAAUGUAGGCGGGGGGGGGGGGGCACUACAAAGCCAUAUAAAAUGAUGGGAUAGCCAUCCGUGCCAACUUGUUUUCCCUUCAGAAGCAGCCUAUAGGUUAAGGGAAUUCAUUAGAUUAUCAUUAUUGGUAAAGAUGGUAGAUAGGAGAAACUGUUGGAGGAGUAUACUGUGUGCGUACCUUUACAUCUGGUCUGUAAUGCGCCAUGAUGUUUUUCCACCAGACGGCGAUCGCGCUGUGACUUACGUGUGAUUUGUGUUACCCUUGAUUUCAUAAUUGGAAUGUCAUGCAAAAUUUAAAUUAGGACUAAAAAGACAAGACAAAAGACGCGCACUUAGUUAAAAAAUUCGUUUUUGUAUCUACGAAAUUCGUUGUCACGCGAUUAGUCAAGUUAUAGGUAGCAGCGUAGUCACAGUGAGGUCACCGGCUUGUGGAAUUGGGGUAUCAUGUAGAGUACGUUUCCAUAUCUACUCAUUAUUAUUAUUAUUAUUAUUAUUAUUAUUAUUAUUAUUAUUAUUAUUACAACUUCCGAGAGGAAGCCAUGGUAAGAGAGGGUCAGGUUUUUACUGACCAGUUUAUUCAGCUCUUCUCCAAAACGGGGAACAUGGACGUAUGUAAGGUUCUAUCUUACUUUGUCUUUAUAGUAAAGACAUUAUAGGCUUACUGUGCCAACUAUACGUGUUGAUACAAAACACUUGCAAGUUUUACUUUGUAAAAGUACUUCUCAAAGAAGUCAACUUGUUAGAAUAUUGUACAGCUUCAUUCUUUGCAAAAGAAAUGAUUUUUUUAAUUAGUCAUGAAUGUUUGUGAAUAUGUGUUUGAACAUUUCGAUAUGUAUAUUUAGUGUUUUGAAAAGAAAAGAAAUAGUUGUAGAUAUCGUCCGAAUCAAAUUUAUACGUAAUCUUAAAUAAUUAUAUUGAGUUCCGUGUUGACUUAAGUGUUUAUGUUGUAGGUUAUAAAGUAUAGAUGAAACGUUGUUCAAUAUAUUGAACACGUACGUAUAUAUGUAUAAGAAAGUGACUAUAUGUAUAUAGACGGCAUAGAAAUGGUAGCGAAUUCUGGAUCGAACAUUUUACUACCCUACAGUGUUUGAGUUGUCUGUUUUUCCUACUUGUCAAAUAUUAAAUAAAAGAUUGAGCCAAGCAA